GCCACGGGGGUUCUUGUGAGACUGGGUUACCCCAUAUUGGUUCACAUCACCUCAAAGCAUUAAAUAAACAUAUAUACGUCAACUGCUGUGUGUAUUUUAUGAGUCAAAUUUAUUUUCUUCUGUGAAUUACAACUCUCAAAUCAUUUCCAGAUUUGCUUAGUUUACCAAUUAACAUGGUAGCUGUCUUCAACAAAGAGCUCCUGAGUUGGUACCUAAUCACACUCAAACUCAGGGAAACUGUGGAAUCUGGACUCCCUAGAUUAUCUACAGGCACCAACAAAUCCCUUGACUUGGCUCAAGUCCAUGAACAUCAUUUGCACAAACAACAGCAGCAUCAACCAUCUGAUUGCUUGCAGGUCCCAAUCAAUGCAGGUGAUGAGAAUUGCCAAGAAGCCGACACUCCGCCCGAGUCUGAGUGGAUCAUAUCGAUCAAAGAAAAGUUGGAGCAGGCUCGCCAAGAUGACGCAGCUGGUUCAUGGGAAAGGCUGAGCAUCUAUAGAGUUCCCCACUAUCUAAGAGAAGGUGAUAUCAAAUCUUAUGUCCCUCAAUUUGUUUCCUUAGGACCUUACCAUCAUGGCAAGAAACGCCUACGCCAAAUGGAUCAGCACAAGUGGCGCUCCCUUCACCGUGUCUUGAAGCGUACAAAUCAGGAAAUACAAGUUUUCCUUGAUUCCAUGAAGGAACUUGAAGAAAGGGCUGGAGCCUGUUAUGAAGGAACCAUCACUCUUAGCAGCAAUGAGUUCGUCGAAAUGUUGGUUCUCGAUGGCUGCUUCAUGCUCGAGCUUUUUCAAGGCGCUGCCGUAGGAUUCCAACGUCUUGGAUAUGCCAGAAAUGAUCCUGUUUUUGCAAUGCGUGGCUCGAUGCAUGCUAUUCAUAGAGAUAUGAUAAUGUUGGAGAACCAGCUUCCACUCUUCGUGCUUGAUAGGCUACUGGGGAUUCAACUUGGUGAGCCUGACCAAAAGGGAAAGGUUGCGAAAUUGGCGAUCAGAUUCUUUGACCCUUUAAUGCCAACGGAUGAGCCAUUAACAAAGAGUGACAUGAGCAGAUUGGGAUCCUCUAUGAGGCAUACAGACACUUUCGACCCUUUUUCCGAUCUUGGUGGCCUUCAUUGCCUUGAUGUUUUCAGAAGAAGUCUCUUAAGCUCUGGCCCCAAACCCGUACCUCGAAACUGGCUUAAGAAAAGAUCGAAUGCCAUCCGCGUUGCCGAUAAGCGAAGACAACAGCUAAUCCAUUGUGUGUCAGAGCUCAGAGAGGCUGGUAUUAAAUUCAGAAAGAGGAAGACCGAUCGCUUCUGGGACAUUAAGUUCAAGAACGGGAUUCUUCGCAUUCCUCGUCUCUUGAUUCAUGAUGGAACCAAAUCCCUCUUCCUCAAUCUGAUAGCAUUUGAGCAAUGCCGUAUUGAUUGCAGCAAUGAUAUUACUUCCUAUGUGAUAUUCAUGGACAACUUGAUCAACUCACAUGAAGAUGUGGCAUACCUGCAUUACUUUGGCAUUAUCGAGCAUUGGCUCGGCAGUGAUGCAGAAGUCGCCGACCUUUUCAACCGUCUCUGUCAAGAGGUUGUUUUCGAUAUCAAUGACAGUUAUCUUUCCCAAUUGUCUGAAGAUGUGAACAGAUACUACAACCAUAAGUGGAAUGCUUGGCGUGCAGCCUUGAAACACAGAUACUUCAACAAUCCUUGGGCCAUCGUCUCAUUCUUUGCCGCUUGUAUAUUGCUGGUGCUUACUUUUGCUCAGACCUUUUAUGGCGUUUAUGGAUAUUACAGGCCAAGUUCUUGAAUACAGUAAGGUCCUCUUAUAAUCCCUCUACUAUUUUGAAGAGAUUGCAAUACAUCAAAGAUUUCUAUUCAUUUAUUCAAUCAUUAGGCGAAGCAACCUUAUUCUUUAGGCAAAAUGUGAUGGUUCACAGUAUGUCUUUGUAUUAGCAAAUACUCAAUACAAAAGGAUGCAGCGACAAUACCAUUGUUGGUUUGAUUGUCUAGUAUCAGCCAUUGAAGUUUAUCCAUCUUCAAUAAUUUGCAUCUUUUUUUUCUUUUC
Messenger RNA from Gossypium raimondii (Peruvian cotton), 2033 nucleotides. Its product is annotated as UPF0481 protein At3g47200. The record is from RefSeq and is a predicted model, not a curated record. The coding region runs from base 174 to 1775 and encodes 533 amino acids. The transcript has a single exon. NCBI's taxonomy places the organism in Eukaryota, Viridiplantae, Streptophyta, Magnoliopsida, Malvales, Malvaceae.